Molecule: messenger RNA, 631 nt
Organism: Mesitornis unicolor (brown roatelo)
Lineage: Eukaryota; Metazoa; Chordata; Aves; Mesitornithiformes; Mesitornithidae
Product: nucleolar protein 6-like
Exons: 5
Coding region: 31-513 (160 amino acids)
Biological process (GO): rRNA processing; tRNA export from nucleus
Cellular component (GO): UTP-C complex; small-subunit processome; CURI complex
Source: RefSeq, a predicted model, not a curated record
UUUGUGGCUGCUCGCUCUCCCCCCCCCGCCAUGUUCAUCGCCACCCCCAAAGACCAGUGGAGCUCCAUGUGGACCAAAGAGAGACCCUCAGCGCAGAUCCUGCAGCGCCUUCUUGUGCUGGCCUCAGAGUCUCUACAUGUCCUGGAGGAGCAGCUUAUGGACCCGCUCAGCAGCCAGGAUGUGAAGAACAGCAGUGCAGUGAAGAUCCUGUUUCCUGUGGUGGAUUAUGACCCUGCACAGUGCUACCUCCAGGAGUUGAGAGAUGCAUUCAGCGAUCUUGCCUUGUUCUUCUAUGACAAGCACGGUGGAGAAGUUAUUGCAGUUUUGUGGAAACCUUUGAGCUUUCAACCUCAGCCUUUUAAGGUCUCCAACAUGAAAGGAAGGAUGGUGACAACUCUGAACAAUGAACCAGUCUGUGUUCCCAACGUGGAGGCAAUUCUGGAGGACUUUAAGGUUCUGGGAGAGGGCCUGGUCAAAAGUGUGGAAGCUCGUACAGAGAAAUGGACUAUCUGAGGCCACUGAGAAGUGUCAGAGGGACCCAUCCUGAAGCAGAGUGUGUUCAGUCUGGGGCUGUUUUUUUUUUUUUUUAUAAGUCAGUCCUAGGAGAGGCUUUCAUCCUUUUAAAUCCCAG